This is a messenger RNA of Pecten maximus, 1043 nucleotides long. RefSeq lists its product as uncharacterized. Lineage: Eukaryota; Metazoa; Mollusca; Bivalvia; Pectinida; Pectinidae. The transcript is spliced from 11 exons. Bases 84 to 1043 code for a protein of 319 amino acids. The record is from RefSeq and is a predicted model, not a curated record.
UGGAAGUCCUUGUCAAGUGUUUGUAUAUGUAGUCUAAAGUUCAUCGAAGCUAGUCCGUGUGAUAAAUUACACCGAUAAUCAACAUGUUGGUUAUACCAAAAGAUUACAUAGACAUGUAUGUGUGUGCACUACGGGUACUACUUUUAUUCCAUGUUGUCAAGUCCUCAUCUGAAUCUGGUGGUUUGGACUGCCCACCUUUUGAUGGCUCAAAGAUCUGGAUUGACGGUAAAUGUCAGUGUAAUACAACUGGAGGCUGUUACAAGCCCAGAAAGUAUGGAUUCUGUAUAAAGAUGAAGGAAUGUCCUCCCGGAUAUGAACCAAAUCAAGCCACUAAUGAAUGUUUUCCUUGUAAGCGGGAGUUCUUCUCUGCCACUAGAGAUUGCAUGCCAUGCAUUCCCCUAACACAAUGCAGGGAAAAUGAAUAUGAAUUACUGGCUGGGAACAGAUCGAUGGAUACUGUAUGCGAACAAAAAAUGGAUGAGAAAAGUAACACACCACAAACCACAUCUGAUAUUACAACACAAGGAACUGUGAUGCAAGAUGUGCCAGAAAUCACAAACGACAUGACUGUAAGCGGAAAGACUACUAAGACUACACUGCUACCUCCAACAGAUUACAGGGGUUCCGAAAGUGACCAUUUGUACAUAAUUUUGGGUCUCUGCAUACCAUUACUUGUAAUAUUGGCAUGUGCAUUUGCAGUAAUAUUCCAUGUACGACGUAAAAGACAAAAGCAAAGGCGAGAAAAGGACAGCGACAAAUCCUUGGCAAAUUCCGCUUUGUUACCUGACAGUGAUGAAAAUGGCAAUGUUUCAAGAAAGUCUGAUCCACCACCAUACACCUCCAAGGAUUACACCCCACUGCCCCCAUUCAGGGAAGGCAGUCUCUCCAGAUGCACAUCAGAGACAGAUGUUAAGAGACCAUUACCAUCACUAGAUCUGUCCGAGGCUCCGCCACUUACUUUUAAGUCAGCCGAUUCUUCAUUUGGGCCUAUCAGAAUCCCUCCGAAUGAUCACUUUGAAUUACCGUCAGAUAAACCUGCAUAG